GAAAGACAGAGAUAUGAUGUAUAUUAUGAAAUUAGUCCAUACUUCCUGUAUUGAUGCCCCAUCACAUGACAGUUACUUCCUUCCCUCAACUUCUUGUCUCUAUGCCUUCCGUCUAUCUUAUCUCACAUGCCCUCCCACUCACACUUCGGAGUUCUGCAGUCUUAUCGCCCAAAUUCGCAUGUGGAUCCGGAUGUCCGACAUCAGGGACUCGGGAUCUCGACGAUCCGCACCCGUCGGGUUCCGCGGGGAUCUCGAUUCCCUCCCGAUCAGGUCCACAGUACAGAUAUCUGCUGGAGGAAUUCUUCACGAAUAUUUGGUUCCACCAGAGAAGCUUAUUCCUUUCUAGGAGGCUGUGUGCAAUGCCUAGAUCUCCCGAAACCUCCCAGAUUUAUGCUAGCACGUGUGUUGUUGCGGAGCUCCCUCGGGGGGACUCGGGCGCAGAAGCUCUCCGAUAGAAGCCUCGAAAUCUGGCGGAGUCGUGAAGUUAUCGUCGUUGAAGUGGACAUUGAUGUACUCCGAUUCAUUCCACCGCCUUAACUUUUGUUUCCAUGCGCCGAGGAGAUGAGGUCAUCAUGUGUUCAGAACCAGAGACUCGCUGUCGUUUUGCUUUGUCAAUCCAUUCGGUCGUUGA
This is a messenger RNA of Aspergillus caelatus, 631 nucleotides long. RefSeq lists its product as uncharacterized. NCBI's taxonomy places the organism in Eukaryota, Fungi, Ascomycota, Eurotiomycetes, Eurotiales, Aspergillaceae. Bases 127 to 537 code for a protein of 136 amino acids. The record is from RefSeq and is a predicted model, not a curated record. The transcript has 2 exons.